Messenger RNA from Seriola dumerili (greater amberjack), 576 nucleotides. Its product is annotated as N-acetylaspartate synthetase-like. Bases 1 to 576 code for a protein of 191 amino acids. The record is from RefSeq and is a predicted model, not a curated record. The transcript has 3 exons. Gene Ontology annotation, cellular component: mitochondrial membrane. Gene Ontology annotation, molecular function: L-aspartate N-acetyltransferase activity. NCBI's taxonomy places the organism in Eukaryota, Metazoa, Chordata, Actinopteri, Carangiformes, Carangidae.
AUGGUACCGGACACUGCCUUCAGAGGCUUGAGACAUCACCCUGAGAGUCUCCUGAUCUACACUGCUAUGACAGGACUCCUCCCAGCAAUUGUGCUGUGUGGGCGCUACUUCUACAGCAGGCGUGUCAUCCAUCGUUACCUGGAAUGCGCCAUGAGCAGAGACAUGGGUGACAUUGAAGGGUUUUACACAAAAUCACCAGACUCCUGUCUGUGGGUAGCAGUGCUGGAAGGCAAAGUGGUGGGUGUCGUAGCAGCAGUCGGCCAGCAGAAGUCAGGAGGUGCUGUCGAGCUGCAGCGGAUGUCUGUUGACCGGAGCUGUCGGCGGUGCGGGGUAGGGGUUGCACUGGGACGGAAAGUCCUGGAGUUUGCUGCCGCUCACAGAUAUUCUUCUGUUGUGCUGGGAACCACGGCGUACACACCGGCUGCUCACCAGCUCUACCAGCGUCUGGGUUUCCGCUGUGGGAUGGUCACCAAUGGGUACGUCACACACGACGCAAGAUGGUCCUUACUGGAAAGAAUAUUCUAUAGAGUCCGCCAUCACCACUACAGCAAGAUCAUUUCAAAUGGACAACACUGA